Molecule: messenger RNA, 5596 nt
Organism: Siniperca chuatsi (mandarin fish)
Lineage: Eukaryota; Metazoa; Chordata; Actinopteri; Centrarchiformes; Sinipercidae
Gene: hipk1a
Product: homeodomain interacting protein kinase 1a
Exons: 17
Coding region: 333-3836 (1167 amino acids)
Biological process (GO): peptidyl-serine phosphorylation; intrinsic apoptotic signaling pathway in response to DNA damage by p53 class mediator; smoothened signaling pathway
Cellular component (GO): PML body; nucleus; cytoplasm
Molecular function (GO): protein tyrosine kinase activity; protein serine/threonine kinase activity; ATP binding
Source: RefSeq, a predicted model, not a curated record
UUGACGUCCGUCACGUCUCGCCGUUACGUCGGCAGGGUAGGAAGCACGGCGAGCAGACAGUCCGUGAUGAUGGAGCUCUGUCUAGGCGACAGUGCUCAUUAUGGUGAUAUCUGACACCUCCAGUGACAUUAUGCACGUUUGGCUCGCUUGACACGCGAUGUGACUGCGGAUUCGAGUCCGAUAUGACUCGGAUGCUUGUAGCUAGCUAGCUAGCUGUUAGCUUAGCCCUCAUCCAUCCUGCUACAGUCAGAGAGCUCCAGCAGGCAGCUAGCAGCUGAGCUGAUCAGCUGCAGCACCACGCAGAGCCCGGCGAGAGGAUGAUGAGGCCUUAAAUGUCAGAUCGGCGACGGUGUGUUCAGUCAUCAAAUACAGACAUGGCGUCGCAGCUGCAGGUGUUCUCCUCUCCCUCUGUGUCCUCCAGUGCCUACUCUCGUUCAAAGAGGCUCAAAGUGGAGAACCCUGCCUGGGAUGUGUCCAACCAGCUGGGAGAUAAUGGUUACUACCAGCAGAGCCCCACCCAGGGGACUGCACCCUCCACUUCUGGCUCCAACUUCAACCCAGUGUACAACUCCAACCAGGUGCAUCCGCCGACAGCCGGCUCCCGGGAGCAGACGGUGGUGCGGGCAGCAGACAGCACAGGUAGCCUUCGCGGACCUCCCUCCUCCUCUUCGUCGUCCUCCUCCUCCAGCCGUCGUGUCAAGGAUGCCGAGUCCUCCUCCCAGCCGUGCGACCUCUACCACAAGCAUUAUAGCUUGAAGCGGAAGAGCGAGGAGGUGGACAGCAGCGACAGUGUCCAGAUACUGGAGGAGCUCUCAGCCCCAGUGGUCUUAAACCGCACUGGUGGUGGAGGGGGAACCACCACAGCUCAGUCCAUAGCACAUUCCACUUCUACCACGAAGAGCAGCAACUCCCACAGCGAGGGCGACUACCAGCUAGUCCAGCAUGAGAUUCUGUGCUCAAUGUCCAACAGCUACGAGGUGCUCGAGUUCCUGGGACGCGGCACCUUCGGCCAGGUGGCAAAAUGCUGGAAGCGAGGCACAAACGAGAUAGUGGCGAUUAAAAUCUUGAAGAACCAUCCCUCUUAUGCUCGGCAAGGUCAAAUUGAAGUGAGCAUCCUUAGCAGGCUGAGCACAGAGAACGCCGAUGAGUUCAACUUUGUCCGCUCAUACGAGUGUUUCCAGCACAAGAACCACACGUGCCUUGUGUUUGAGAUGCUGGAGCAGAACCUUUACGACUUCCUGAAGCACAGCAAGUUCAGCCCUCUGCUGCUCAAGUGUAUACGGCCUAUUCUGCAGCAGGUCGCCACGGCACUGAUGAAGCUGAAAAGCCUGGGGCUGAUCCACGCCGACCUGAAGCCUGAAAACAUCAUGUUAGUGGAUCCUUUGAGGCAGCCGUACAGAGUGAAAGUCAUUGAUUUCGGCUCCGCCAGCCACGUGUCCAAGGCGGUUUGCUCCACCUACCUGCAGUCACGAUACUACAGAGCUCCGGAGAUCAUUCUGGGCCUUCCUUUCUGUGAAGCGAUCGACAUGUGGUCUUUGGGAUGUGUCAUUGCUGAGCUGUUCUUGGGAUGGCCCCUUUAUCCUGGUGCCUCAGAGUAUGAUCAGAUUCGUUACAUUUCCCAGACCCAGGGCCUUCCAGCAGAGUACCUGCUGAGUGCAGGAACCAAGACCAGCCGCUUUUUCAACAGAGGCCCCGACUCGAGCUACCCCCUCUGGAGACUCAAAACACCUGCAGAGCACGAGGCGGAGAUGGGCAUCAAGUCAAAGGAGGCAAGAAAAUACAUCUUCAACUGUCUAGAUGAUAUGAUGCAGGUAAACAUGACAAACCUGGAGGGGACUGACAUCUUGGCAGAGAAGGCUGACAGGCGGGAGUUCAUAGACCUGCUGAAGAAGAUGCUGACACUAGACGCAGACAAACGGAUCACGCCCAUGAAGACACUGAACCACCCCUUUGUUACCAUGACACACCUGCUGCACUUCCCUCACAGCUCACAUGUGAAGUCCUGCUUCCAAAAUAUGGAUAUAUGCAAACGCAGAUGCAGCGCCUUUGAGAACGGAAAAAAUAUGUUUACCAGCAACAACACCCCAAGUGCAGCCACCAACCUCACUGUCACCUUCAGUAGCCAACUAAACCAGCACAAUCAGAUGGCCUCUACAGGAGGCCAGUCCCUGUCCCUCAGCAGUAAUGUCCCAUUGCUGAACUACCAGCCUGGCCUCUACCAGCAGGCCACCAUAAACAUCCCUGGCUUAACCCAGCAGGGUGUGCCCCUGCAGACCAGACCCACCCAGCUCUGCACCCAGACUGAGCCCUUCCAGCAAACACUCAUAGUUUGCCCCCCCACCAUUCAGGGUCUUCAAACAUCCAAUAAGCCCUCUGGUUAUCCAGUCAGGAUGGACAACUCAGUACCCUUAGUUCCUCAGAACCAGUCAUCCCAGUCUCUUCACAUCCAGCCCAGCAUGCUGGCACAGGCCUCCAUCGACCCCCUGCUGGUAAGCAGCCUGUAUGCCUCGGUGGCAGGAAUGCUGCCUUUGGGCUCGGUCCGGCUGCCAGUUGGCUGCAGGGGUGAAAGCCUUGGCGGCUUACUGGAUCUGAAUGCCUCCAUGCUGCAGGGCUGGCCAGCAGGCACACAACAGAUCCUCAUCCCUUCCACAUGGCAGCAGAUGCCAGGCAUGGCCAUCCACAACCCUGGGCAGACUGUAGUGCCCGACUCACCCAUGGGAACCUCUAUCUCCGACAGUCAACAAGCUUCUGGCUGGAGGGGUCGUCAUGGAAGCCAGUACGAUGGCGUCAGCCAGCAGGACUCUGGUGUUGGCCGUCACGCUGCCUCCCAAAGCCACAACUCAGGGGCGGCUCACUCAAGAUCCCAACUGGGCAAGAGGUCAAAGGCUCGACAUGCUGAGAGCAGAGCCAGGCCUGUGUCGUCAGUGCUUUCAGCCACCACUGUGGUUCACAACACUUCUGCUUUUGCUGGUGACCAGUCUCAGCCCAUCAUCAUCUCUGACACACCUAGUCCUGCUGUCAGCAUCAUCACCAUCCACAGCGACUCAGAAGAUGAAGAUGACAGGAAGUUCCCUACUGCCUGCUCUGGAACAAGCCAGAGGACCAACGUGAUCAGCUGUGUGACGGUACACGACUCCCAUGACUCUGACUCCUCCACUAGCAGCCCCCUGAGCCCCAAGACCACCUCACAGCCCACCAAGUCUCUGGCCAUCAUCAUGCCCUCUGUGAAGAGCCAGCCAGGGGAGAGCACAACCCACAAAGCUCCAGCAGCUCCAGAUCAAGCUACAAGUGGCUCUGGAAAGUUGAAGAAGGGGUCAGCUCAGCAGUCCAGUCGGCCAGGAGAUUCCAACACUGAUCGCCAUCAACGGGCCGCACCCAGCAGAUCUCAGCCUCUUAACCUGAGUCAGGUACAGCAGUCUAUGCUGUCAUCAUCCCAGGACCAAACAGGAAGCAGUAGUUCCCUGAAGCGGCAGCCCACAUACCCCCCUCCCGUCUCCUCCCACUCAUCCUACAACGCCCUCUUCAGCUCAACCCCGAACCUGUACGCCUACCCAGCGUCUGCAGCCCUGGCCUCUGUGUCCCAAGCUGUGGACCAGAUGCAAGGUAGCUCGUCCCGCCACAGCAGGGCGAGCGGAGCUUACUCUUCCCUGGUGCUGCUCCAGAAGAACGGCAGCCUGGCCUUAGGGGGGUCUGCUCCGGGACAGUAUGGCAAUCACCCCCAACAACAACAACAACAACAACAGCAGCAGCAGCAGCAGCAGCAGCUGGGAGGGCAGCCUUUCCACCACCCCAGUGCUACUUACCAGCGAAAACUCAACCAGUUUCCCUACCUGUAAAGACUGAUGGCUGAUUGAGACAGAAGCUCUGCAUGAAGACCAAAUGGAGACCAAGACUAGAGGAGCACAAGCUCAUCACAGGUGGCUGUGAUUACACUUGUUUUCAACUAAACUUUUAACUUUCCUUUACUGUCCAGUCCUUAUUUCUGUGAUUAUAAAUAAUCACAGAAUGUAUUUAUAUUUUAAUCACGGUCCGUUUAAAAAAAAAAAAAAAAAAAAAAAAAUGUUCCAACUUUGGAGUUUCUUUGCGUUGCAUACAGCAUGUUAACAGCAACAAACAGUGGAGUCUGUAAGUAUCUGAACAGUGAUACAUUUCUUGUUGUGUUGGUUCUGUACUCCAGUACUCCAGAUUUCGAAAUUAAACAAUAAGUAUGUGAGCGCCGACUUUCAGCUUUAAUUUAAAGGGUGUUUACAUCCACAUCAGAUGAAACGAGUAGGAAUUGUAGCUCUUUUUAUACAUAGUCAAAUUCCAAACAAAAAGCUGAAAAUUCUACUUACAGACUGCAAUGUUAAGUUGAUGUUUAACGUAACCAAAUGUUUAUUUCAUUUGAGAAAUGUGUGUUAAGGAGAAACUGGAACUUGCUGCUCUCUAUUAUCAUUAUUAUCGUUAAAAGUUGCAUUUACAUAUACACAAUUGCCUUACUUAUUUAGGCCAAUGUCUUUUAUUUUAAACUUUAAUAUGUCAACACGUCGUGAUAAGUUAGAUGUUGUAUGUUUCAUUUAUGAAUGUACUGUGUGUGUUAUCUGUAUUAUGAAAAAAAAUGGAGAAAGUAAGAUAUGUACUGUACUGUAUAAUGAUGUGUCUGUGUUCUCCAAAUGUUUUCCAUUCUGUUUUAGUACUGGCCAUUGACUUGAUUAUAUUUAUGUGUUUAGUAUGUUGAAUGAUGCAGUACGUUUCAGCAGUAGAGUAGGGUGUGGUAUUUAGAGGGGAUUGUCAUGUUUUUUACAGUUUUAAAGUUAUUCUUAAGGUUGCAUGUGUCUGACAUGGAGUAGCAUUCAGGACAGGUUCAAAAACUGCAGCUUUAAAAGGUCCAGUGUGUAACAUUUAGGAGGAGCUGUUGGCACAAAUGGAAUAUAAUAUUUAAAUAUAAGUAUGUUUUCAUUACCUUAGAAUAAGACGUUUUAUCUACAGAGGGAGCGGGUCCCCUUCCACGGAGGUCGCCAUGUUUCUACAGUAGCCCACAACAGACAAACCAAUCACUGGCUCUAGAUUGGGCCUUUUGCGUUUUUUGCAAGUUUGCGGCCACCGUAGUUUCUCCUACAGGCUUGGAAGGGGAGGGUGAGGCGAGCGCUAUUCAAAUGGUCAAAUUUUACCACUAGAUGCCACUAAAUCCUACAAACUGGACCUUUAACUGAUUUUCAGUGUUUGCAGAACACAGAUUAUUAAUGUUAUGUUUGAUUUGUAUGACAAACACAAUGAUAUUGGGAAAAUGUAAAAGCUCUUGUCUUGUGAAGUGAUGUUUGUGAAGUAAAGCGUGCAUAUAAAAUCUGAUUGGGUAUCACACUAUCAUGUAAAAGUCAAAGCCAUUUAGAUUGCAAUUGUAAAAUUCACAGUAAUGCGUUCGAAUUGUGAAUAAUCAGAUCCGACAAAGAUGAUUUAUAAAAAUAUGAAUUGAUGUUUAGUAUGUAACCGCUUCUAAACAAAUCAUUGGUGAAAUGAUGGUUGUUCUUACAAUCCUGCUGUGUUGUGAAGUGCUACAUAACAUAGAACACACAAUGAACCUUAACCCGUAUAUACGCAAUAAAAUCUUCUCCAAACA